UGAUUGGCAGCAGGCCUUCCCACCCACUCCGCGCCCAUUGGUACCUGAGGAGGUCAUGUGGCCGCCCUUAGCAACGCGCCCGAGCUUCCUUAGCAACGGGCGCCGAGGCGCGGGCUGACACUUCUCACAAUGAGUCAGUUUUACAAUGACGUCGAGCCAAACAUUAUCGAUGAUGAAAUGGUUCUGAAAGCCGUUGAAAAGACGUGUCCAGAGGACCUUGGAGAACUUGCCCAAGGGGAAAAUAUUAACUUUAAGGAUGUGACAGAGCUACAGCUUAGCUUUAAAAGUAUCCUGCAGAUUGAUAAUCUGUGGCGGCUGGAGAAUCUGACUAAACUGCAGCUGGACAACAAUGUCAUUGAGAAGAUAGAAGCUCUGGAGAGUCUGGUUCACCUUGUAUGGCUUGACUUGUCCUUCAACAAUAUUGAAGUAAUUGAGGGCCUGGAUACCCUUGUCAAACUGCAAGACCUCAGUCUCUACAGUAACAGAAUAUCUAAAAUUGAGAAUAUGGACACGUUGCAAGAGCUGCAGAUUUUCUCCAUAGGGAAGAAUAACCUGACCAAUCUGGAAAAUGUUGUCUAUCUCAGGAGGUUAAAAAGCUUACGGACACUGAACCUGUCUGGGAACCCCUUCUGUGAUGACAAGCAGUACAUGCUGUUUGUUGUUGCUCAUCUUCCAAACCUGGUGUACUUGGACUUCAAGCUCGUGAGAGACACCACGAGAGAAGAUGCAGUUUCAAAGUAUCAAGAUCUUACUAAGCCCUUGGAACAAGAAGAGGCUCGGGCCCUUGCUCUUCAGGAGAUAAAACAGGCAAAGCAGGAAGAGCUGGAGUACCAUGAGACAGCCUUUGUUGAGCACCUGAAUGGAUCAUUCCUGUUUGACAGUCUGUAUGAAGAUGAUACAGAAGCUGCCAAACUGGCUUCCCUCCCUGGAGUGGGGGACCUGCUGCAGGCAUACAGGAAGGAGUUUGUCUCAGUUUGUGGGAAACUGUAUAACUAUGGACUGGAAGAGUAUGAAAAACGAGAAGCUGAAGUCUCUGAUUUCUACAAAAAACUUCAUGAAAUUCUAUUAGCCAGCCAGGAAGAGAGCAAGAAAGCAAUGUUUGACUUUGAAAAUCGGAACAAACAGAGGCUGGAUGAGAUUCAUCAUGCCAGGAGUUACGAUGUUGCUGAGUCUAAACGAGCCGAGUGCCAGGAGGACAUCCUUCAGCUGUCAGGUACACUCAUGACCUUGGAAGCGCUGCUAUCCAACGAGCUGGAGGAGCAGUUACAGGGUUUUAAAAGAACCAUUGAUGUCAUAGUAUCAACAUUCAUGGAAAAUGUUAAAGAGAUGAUGGGCCAGUGCCGGGACCUGGAAAACCAGUACCAUGAAAAGCUGAUGGAGAUUGCUCUCACCACAUUGGAGAAAUCACUCAAGGGCAAGCUUGAGGAGGAUUUGCCAGCUGAUGUUCUAACGCUCCUCGUGGACAAAAACACCAUUGUCAACGCCGUCAACAUGUCCCACAGCAUCCGCCUGCGGAAGAUUGAUAAGCGGGAGAGCGACAUGCUCUGCAACACCUACCACUGGCACAUCUCCGUGACCGAGAAGGCUUUCCAAACUGAGAGCGACAGAAACCGUGCCUGUAUCGAAAGGAUCAUGUCCUACAUCAACACUCUCCAGAAAGAGCUGGAUAACACAAAGAUCUAGGAGCCUGUGGAAUAGGGCUGGGCAGCUGCCUCAGCUGGGGGCACACAGGACAGCCCCCAGCAGGAACAGCUGCCUCUAUGCCCGAGCUGCCUGGGACGUUUCCAACCAAAAGCACGUUUCUUCCAUCCCACCAUAAACCGCAAAUAAAAGCUACUUCUUGACUCUG
Molecule: messenger RNA, 1849 nt
Organism: Manacus vitellinus (golden-collared manakin)
Lineage: Eukaryota; Metazoa; Chordata; Aves; Passeriformes; Pipridae
Gene: DRC3
Product: dynein regulatory complex subunit 3
Exons: 13
Coding region: 130-1683 (517 amino acids)
Molecular function (GO): protein binding
Source: RefSeq, a predicted model, not a curated record